Molecule: messenger RNA, 1951 nt
Organism: Erigeron canadensis
Lineage: Eukaryota; Viridiplantae; Streptophyta; Magnoliopsida; Asterales; Asteraceae
Exons: 5
Coding region: 254-1699 (481 amino acids)
Source: RefSeq, a predicted model, not a curated record
GGUUGCCCUUCCAAACAAACAAACCUCUCAUUUUAUAUUACUUUUACUCUCUUUUUAAUAUCUUUCUCUCACACUCACACAUAUAUACAUACAUAUAUACACACACACUCUCUAUCUCUUUCAUGAUCAACCAUGUUUACACUUGGUCACUCCAGGUUUGAUCAUACCUAGAAACCAUCGUUUGGAGUUGAAUGAGCACGAUUCUUUGAGUAGUUAUAUAUUAACCUGUUUUUGUUACCCAAGAUCUUCAGAAAUGAGUUCUCGGUUUCCAUCUCAUCAGUUGAACAAUGGUUUGUACGUAUCAGGGCGGCCGGAGCCGCCAAAAGAAAAGGCUCCAACAAUGUCCUCUACUGCAGUGCCUUAUACCGGCGGUGACAUUAAAAAGUCUGGUGAACUAGGAAAGAUGUUAAAUGUGGAUCAUAAUGCCAAUAGGUCACGGAAAUCUGGUCAGCUAACUAGUGGUCCGUUAAGAACAGGGUCGAUCGGUGGUGGCAGUACCGGUCACUCGGGCCAAAUAGCAUCACACUCCAUGAACCGGGUGGGUUCUUUAUCUGGGGGUGUUCCCGGGUCAGCUUCAAUGAAAAAGACUAGUUCAGGUCCAUUAAAUAAACACGGAGAACCAAUAAGAAAGACUUCUGGACCUCAAGGUGGAGGGUUAACUUCUGCUUCCCGACAAAAUUCUGGACCUCUCCCACCGGCUCUCCCUGCCACAGGUCUCCUUACAUCAGGGCCUAUUUUAUCUGGACCUCUUAACUCAUCUGGUGCACCUCGAAAAUCAUCUGGUCCAUUAGACUCUUCAGGGUCAAUCAAAUCACGCAGCACUUCUAUCGUUAAAAACCAAGCAGUUACUCAUCUGAGCCAGGAAAGUACGCAUUCAUUCUUCAGGAGCUUCCCGAAGAUAGUUUUUUGGUCCAUAGUUCUGUUGUUUGUAAUGGGGUUUAUCGCUGCCAUUUUCAUAUUUGCAGCCGUUGGGAAUUCCAUUCUUCUCGUUGUUGUUGUCGUUCUUUUUUCUAUUGUGACCUUGGCCUUCUCAUGGAAUGCGUAUUGGGGUAGAAAUGCCAUCAUUAAGUUCAUCCAUAAGUACCCCGAUGCUGAGCUUAGAACCGCAAAAGAUGGCCAGUUUGUCAAGGUUUCUGGGGUUGUGACUUGUGGAAAUGUACCUUUGGAGUCAUCAUUUCAAAGGGUCCCCAGAUGUGUUUAUACAUCCACAAGUUUAUAUGAAUAUCGAGGCUGGGAUUCAAAAGCUGCCAAUCCCACACAUCGCCGUUUCACAUGGGGUCUCCGAUCCACGGAGAGGCAUGUUGUGGAUUUCUAUAUAUCUGAUUUCCAAUCUGGUUUGCGGGCAUUAGUUAAGACUGGUUAUGGUGCACGAGUAAAUCCAUAUGUCGAGGAAUCUGCUGUUAUUGACAUCGAUCAGUCCAACAAAGACAUGUCUCCACAAUUCAUUAGAUGGUUAGCCGAGAGAAAUCUUUCUGGUGAUGAUCGUGUAAUGCGACUUAAAGAGGGGUACAUUAAAGAGGGCAGCAGUGUAAGCGUGAUGGGAGUCGUACAAAGAAACGAUAACGUGUUGAUGAUCGUUCCUCCACCUGAGCCUAUUCCAACUGGAUGCCAGUGGACUAAAUGCAUGCUUCCUGCAAGCCUAGAUGGAAUCGUUUUGAGAUGUGAAGACUCAUCAAAUCCUGAUAUUAUUCCAGUGUAGCAUUUUGCUACAUGGUGAAGUAAAAGUUUGAGAAAAAUAUGGUUAGAUGUAUAGUCUUGUUUUGUUUACAUCCCCAUGAUCUUAUUUGGGAGUGUUUUGUUAAUGGUGUUGUGUGAUUAUUGAGCUUUUGGGGAAACUUAAUAUUUGAAAUUUUUUUACAAUUUUCCUAUUUUUUUCUUUUUGUUUUCCUUCAGAAAUGUUUGAAGAAUUUGAGAUUUUUAUGGUAUUAUAUGGUGCAUUACUGUCAUGUUA